Molecule: messenger RNA, 2692 nt
Organism: Caretta caretta (loggerhead turtle)
Lineage: Eukaryota; Metazoa; Chordata; Testudines; Cheloniidae
Gene: GLMP
Product: glycosylated lysosomal membrane protein
Cellular component (GO): lysosome
Source: RefSeq, a predicted model, not a curated record
GGCGGGCGCACGUGAGGCGAGAGUUGCAACACAGUAACCAGCAUGCCGGCGGGAGGCCGCCUCCUGCUCCCCGGCCUCUGGCUGCUGGGGGGUCUCUCUUGCCUGCUGGCGGCCGCGGGGGGCGAUCGGAGGCAGGUGACCCUGCAGUACAUCCCUGGCUCGAACAGCUCCUCCGCCAGCCUCCUGCACGUGCGGGCUGUGGGCCGGAACGACACCCUGCACUACGUGUGGAGUGGCAUCGGGGCGCCCACCGUGCUGCUGGUCUACACCCGGAGCGAGAGCAGCGCCCUGCACGUCAACUGGACCAAGCUCCUCUCGGCCUCCCCUGCCGGGGCCAUCUGGAUCGAGCCGCCCGGCAGCGUCGUCUACUCCACCGCUGUCGUCUUCACGAAGGUGUUCGAAUACAACGGGACCAAUGCGUCGGGACUCUCCAAGGGGCAGGAGGAGCCCUUCUACCCCUCCUAUGACCUGGCUGGCUUCUCCUGGCAGAUCGUGAACCAGACGGCCCUCAUGGCCAAGUUCCAGGGGAUGAACACCGUGGACCCUGGGGGGACCUCCCACAAUGGCACCAUCUCCUUCCAGGUGACUGCCUACGAGGAGGGUGGCCGGGACGGCCCCCUCCCUCGCCUCCUGCACACCGCCAACAGCUCCAAGGUGGAGUUCAUCAUGGACAGCGUGGCUCCGCGCGGCAACAAGUCUCGCUUCCUGCUGGAAGUGGUCACGGUGGAGGAGAAAGGGGGGCACAAGAGGCUGCAGUCGGUGCGGUCCAUUGAUGAUGAGUACACGCCCACCAUCUUUGAGAUGGCCCAGCUGGUGUCCGAGCCCCGCAACGACAGCGUCGGCCCGAGCUUCUUCCAGUGGAAGACGACUGCGUACGGCUCCAGGGAUGCCAGCCGGGAGAACGCCAUCCGCUGUCGCUACUACCCCCUGCAGACGGCCAACCGGACGCUGCCGGGGCCCAGCAUCGCGCACGCCUACUUCGGGGAGGGUCUGGGCCGCAGCCACAGCAUCGCCGCCAUCAAUAUCUCCUUCAGCGGCGAGGACGGGGAGGUCUACGCCGAGAAGGGCUACCUGAGCUGGUCUGCCUUGCUCGGCUUCGGCACGCCCCCGAAAGACGCCUUCUCUCCCCUCGUGAUGGCCAUCGUGGCUGUGGCCCUGGGCACCCCCGUGGUCCUGCUGCUGGCGGGGGCCCUCGUGGUGCUGUUCGCACGGAGGAAGCGCCGUUCCCAGUAUGAGCCCAUCAACUGACCGACGUGGGCAGGACUUGGAAACAGCUAGCGCCGGCCCCGGUUCUCUUGCCGGACCCUUGGGCUCUCCCAAGGCUCCUGAAGUGGCUGCUCCUGGGAACUUAUUUAUUAACUGCCAUGGUUAUGCAUCCUCUUCUCUCUCGCUCUCUCCGUGGUCCUGACCCCUCGCCAAUCCAGGCUCAGAGGGGAAUAGUGCAAUGAUCUGCAGUGCGACCUCUGCACCCUGGAUCCUGGCUCUUCGGAGCUUGGCAUGGUGGGGUGGGAAGGAGACCCGGCCUGUAUUCAUAACUGUUCGACUGUCUGAUGCCUUGAGGAUGGACUGAUCCAUUUCUCCCUUACUGCUUCUAAAAGACUUUAAGAAGCAGUAUCUGGCACUGAGGUUCUCCAGAGGGGCUCUAGAAUACAUUCCAGGGCAGGGCUGGGAUCCAGCAGGGCCUGCCAGAGAAAUGUGUCUCGGGGGGGUGGGGGCGGUCAGAAGCAUUAGCAGUUUCUAGUCCAGUGUCUAGCUUCUCCCUUCACUCCACCCAUCAGCGCACCUGACCCGGCAUUCACAAAUGCAGAACCUUCCCAUAGGGCGCUUUGCAAGGUGCUACCCAGCUUCUGGUUUCUAAUCACUGCUCUUGUUUUAAACCAGCCAGUGAGGGAUUGUGGCUCGGGGGGCGGGGCCGGUUGUGUUCACCACUGGGAGAAAUGAUCUUCUGUCUCCUUAAAAAGGAGAAACCACUAGUCGCCUUCUCCCACAAGGAGAUAUCAGGGGCUGGGUCACAGAAGGCAACACGCCUUUGCUGUAUAAAUCACCAGCUUGUGAGCUGAUCAGCAACCUAUUUACACCCCCCAUGCCACCCACUUGAGUGUUCGUAAAGUCCCCGAUUCCCUGGAGGGAGAAGCUGGUGUCUCACAGCUCUAACACUCGGCCGUAUGCUCACCAGUGAGGCAAUCUGCUGCCCGUGAAUUCGAACCGUAUCUGGGACGGCGAAAAGGUUGCCUUUCGCCAAUAGGGUGGAGGCUUUUCAGAAUGAGCUAAUGACUUUGGGGUGCGUCAGUGUUAGGUGUCCAACGUGAGCCCCCUCAAAAGGGGCCAGAUCUUUUGUCAGCGGGUUGGUGCUUGGCCCUGCCUGCAAAACGGGACCUCUUCAAGUUGGGACUGGUGAUUUUUUUUUUUUUUUUGGUCACCCUUUUGAAAAUCUUGGCCUGAAAGGUCUAAUUCUGAGUGUCCAGCACUCCUCCCAGCUUACAAGUUCCAGAUCCCACUGUUGUUACAUCCUUACUCUCACUCUGCUGAGUUUGCUCAGAGGACCCAGCUCUGAAUGUUACUUGAAAUCUCUCCCAGUGCCUCACUGUGCUCUAUUUAAUUCACUCUGUGUUUUGUGAGGUGGUGGCAGGUUUUCUUCAGAUGUUUCUAUCUUUGAUCUGCCUUUUGGACCAAUUAAAGAAUACUUUUAAGA